CGUUGUUAAGUACGAUUAACCAGCAAAUCGUAGUUCGUAGUAGCGGCUAAUGUAAAUCAUUUAAAAAAUCGUGCAGGUACUUCGACUUGAAUUUUUUCACAUAUUAAAAUACGAUUCGCUUCGUUUAUCGAAUAGAAACUCAAAUCAGCGAGUCAAAUAAAUCCAGCUGCUGUUCUUCCGUGAAACGGCUCUUAAAGAUGACUUAUUAUUCGAUGGAGCUUUGAGCCUCUUAACAAUCUUUGCGUGGAACAUUGUGGUGAAAAUCCUGGUUAGAGAUCGAGAUAACCUUUAGAUUCGGAGCUGUUGAGCACUGAACCACUUUUUAAACUUGUUUUUCCUCAAGCAAAAAAUAUUUUGGGAUGUCCUACCAAGCCAUUCCUCCUGGAGACAUCUGUGUACCAGAUGCCUCCAUUAUUCAAUACAGCGGGUUUGGGGUUACCAAUCCGCUGCUCCAGCUCAGUGAUGUGUGCUUCCAAACAAUUAUUAUCAACAAUCGUAGAAGUCAUUUACGUGACCGGUUGAAGUACAUUUUUUGUUAAAAUGAACGUGGUAGAAUUUUUUGAAGGAAAAACAAUUUUCGUAACAGGCGCGACUGGAUUUAUAGGAAAAGUUCUUAUAGAAAAACUAUUGAGGUCUUGCCCUGGAAUAGAGCAAAUCUACGUUUUACUUAGACCUAAAAAAGGGAGUGGUAUUGAAGAAAGAUUAAAUAAACUCAAGGAAUCGACUAUAUUCGAUUUAAUCAGAAAAAAUAAUCCUGAAGUCCUUAAUAAAGUGAUAGCGAUUAAAGGAGAUGUUUCAGAAUUGUAUUUAGGAUUAAGCGAUUCGGAUAGACAAUUGUUGGUAGAUAAUGUCAAUAUAAUAUAUCAUUCAGCAGCAUCUAUUCGUUUCGAUGAUUUCCUGGAAGAUUCGAUCAUUUUAAAUGUGAGAGGAACGAGAGAAAUUUCACAAUUAGCUUUAGAUUUGAAAAAUCCGACUAUUUUCGUACAUAUUUCUACCGCUUAUUCCAAUACACAUCAAUACGAGCUUGAAGAACGGCUCUAUCCUCCGCAUGGCGAUUGGAGAGACGCUAUACUUUUAGCCGAAACCUGCGAUAAAGAAUUAAUACAUAUAAUGACCGAAAAAUAUAUUUAUCCCCAUGUUAAUACGUAUACUUUCGCUAAAGGUUUAGGAGAACAAGUCGUAAAUGACAUGUGUAAAGGGAAAAUGCAAACCAUCAUAACUCGACCAUCGAUAGUUGUUAAUACUUUGGAAGAACCUAUACCAGGUUGGAACGACAAUUUCAAUGGUCCUCUAUCAUUAAUGAUAGCGCAUGGAAAAGGUAUUAUAGGAGUGGCUCUAAGUAAGAGAGAAGGCAAUAUUAAUUAUGUCCCAGUAGAUAUUGUAAUAAAAGGGAUUAUUCUAGCUACUUAUAAUAAUACCAAGAAAAACAAUAAGAACGAGGUUGAGGUAUAUAAUAUCACGCAAAGUACUAUCAACACCUCGCAAGGAAAAUUUUUUAAAAUGGCUCUGAGGAUAAUCCACAGGGAACCGUUUCCGGACCUCCUAUGGUAUCCAAAUUUGAAACUAACUACUUGUUUUUACAACUAUUAUAUCCAGUUUAUUCUAUUUCACAUUUUACCCGGAUUUUUACUCGAUCUUUUAUUGAGAUUAAUAGGCAGAAAGGCGAAGGUUGUACGAAUUCUAAGAAAAAUCUUCAUAGCUAUGUAUAUGUUAAAACAUUUUGUACUUGAAAAUUAUUCAUUCAAAAACGACAAAAUGAUCGAGAUGCAAAAAAAACUAAAAGAAGACGAACGUAAUUUUUGGUAUCCACAUGAAUUAACUGAAAAUGAACUUUUUUCUUAUAUAUCCAAAUCAAAAACAGGAUUAAGUUUGUAUGUUCUAAAUGAAUAUGUUGAUCCCACAGGACGAAAGGAAUUCAAAAGACUAGUAAAGUUUUGGUACGCAGAUAUUUCAUUAAAAAUAUUUUUUUCCGUCUUAUUGAUUUGGUUACUUAUUGUUAAAACAAAUUUCUUGGGAAUAUCGAGAAACAUCUUGGAUUAUUAUUUUGAAAAUACUUCAACCACAGUAUCAAUGUGAAUUAAAAAAAUUCGGUAUGGCAGGAAAUAGGUUUUUUCUUAUUUUUAUAUUUUAAUUUUAAUAAACUGAAUUAAUAAUA
Diorhabda sublineata is the source of this 2155-nucleotide messenger RNA. RefSeq names its product fatty acyl-CoA reductase 1-like. Gene Ontology annotation, biological process: long-chain fatty-acyl-CoA metabolic process. Gene Ontology annotation, molecular function: alcohol-forming very long-chain fatty acyl-CoA reductase (NADP+) activity. Lineage: Eukaryota; Metazoa; Arthropoda; Insecta; Coleoptera; Chrysomelidae. The record is from RefSeq and is a predicted model, not a curated record. The coding region runs from base 541 to 2076 and encodes 511 amino acids. Gene Ontology annotation, cellular component: peroxisome. The transcript has 9 exons.